This is a messenger RNA of Bursaphelenchus xylophilus (pine wood nematode), 2376 nucleotides long. Lineage: Eukaryota; Metazoa; Nematoda; Chromadorea; Rhabditida; Aphelenchoididae. The record is from the annotation of a GenBank genome assembly.
AUGGCGGCCUCCAAAUUCGCCUCCAAUCAAUUCACAAUCUUUGUGACCCUCUUCACCGUCUUGUUCCUGGUGUUGUUCGGGAUUUUCGGUCGAUAUUCCGGAGAAACUUUGCCCAAUGGAUCGCCAGAUUUUGGAAAAGUUUCGAGAGAUUAUCCCUGUGAGUCUGUUACCGUAAUUUUGAUAUUUUUAAGUCAGCAUUUUGAACGUAGGACUUCUUUUACUCCAGAAAUUGCAUAGCUAUGAUGCAAUCUACUUGUUUUUCGAUUAAAUUACGAAAUCUUUGUCAUCAUUAUUGACAAUCAUCCGAAAACAUCCGAUUUAGUAUCGAUUACAGUAUAAUUUCUGUCAUUUUAGUGCUCCACGACACUCAUGGCUUCGUCUUGAUCGGCCUCGGAUUCUUGGUCGCCUUCUUGAGACGAUACGGAUUCUCAGCUUUGGCCAUUAACCUGCUGUUGGUGGCCUUUGUCUUGGAAUGGGGACUGAUUAUCCGCGGGUUCCUGAGCCCCGAAUUCUCUCAGCAUUCGGCUUUCAGCAUCUCCUUGAAGGAGUAAGAAUUUUGUUUGUUUCUUGAUCUAUUAAUAUAACUUUAAAAGGCUUUUAAUAAGAAUAUCUACGCUAGGCCGGCAAAUAUUCAAUUAACUCUUUAAUUACAGUAUCGCCAAGGCCGACUACACCGCUGCCUCGGUCCUCAUCUCCUACGGCGCUGUUGUUGGCAAGCUCUCGCCCAUCCAAUAUGUGAUCCUUGCCUUCAUCGAGACCCCUCUUUCCAUCGUCAAUGAAUUCAUUCUUUUCGCGCUUCUGGGCGUUGGAGAUGUUGGUGGAUCCAUUGUUGUCCAUCUUUUCGGAGCCAUCUUCGGUAUUGCUGUUGCUCGAGUUGUCUUCAAGCCAUCGCAGAUCCAAUCCGAACAUCAGGGAUCCAUCUAUCAUUCAGACAUCUUCUCGUUUGUCGGCACUGUCUUCCUGUGGGCUUUCUGGCCAAGUUUCAACUCGAUCUUCGCUGUAACGGCUGCUGAACAACAACGAGCUGUGGUCACGACUUUCCUGGCUCUUUUGGGAUCUACUGUCACCACUUUCUUGUUCUCUCAAUUACUUAACAAGGAGGUAAGACAAGUUUUCUAAACUAUUUUUAUCUAUUUUUUUGGAUACUUUGUGGAAUCCGAAUUAGGUUUUAGCGGCAGACUGUAACCACAGCCAAUAAACCGUCCUUUAGACCCGUUUACAGACCUAUUUACCAUCGAAAACCCGUUUUACUAUGGGAUAAUUACCGAACUGUGACCUUGAAUAAGUUUAGAGUCUGGGUUCGGCCGGAUUAAAAUGUUUACACUUUUCGAAAAAGGGUACCGAAAUUUGAAAUAAAAAGAAGAAUCCAAAAUACCUAAAAUUAAAUUAAAAUAAUGUGAAUAAUUUUCAGAAGCGUUUCAACUUCAAACACAUUGCCAGCGCCACCUUGUCUGGUGGAGUUGCCACCGGAGCUGUUGCCACUUUGGUUUUGUCGCCGUUGGCCGCUCUUUUGGUCGGAAUCGUCGCUGCCAUCAUCUCUGUUCUUGGAUUCAACGUUGUCACGGUAUGCCAGGAAUUAAGAUUACGGAUCAGGGUUGCAUUUUACAAAAUUGAAAUUUCCAAGGAUUUAUACAGCCUUUAGUCAAAAAUUAAGUAUUUCAGCCCCUCCUCGCCCACAAACUUGGAGUCCACGACACUCGCGGCGUCCUCUCCCUUCACGGUCUCCCCGGCAUUGUUGGAGCUUUGGCCUCAGUCAUUCUACUCUUUUUGACCCCCACUGAAGUCUUCGGAGAGACCAUCCGCAACAUCUAUCCCCUCCACAAGACUGAUUCCAAAGAUGGCCGAACUCCCGCUGAACAGGCGCUAUUCCAAUUGGCUGGCCUUGGUGUCACCAUUCUCUUUGCUUUGGUCACUGGAGUCAUCACUGGUAAGUUCGAUCAGUAUUGAAAAAUAGAAAACAUCAAAACCCGUCGUAUUUCUUUCGCUAAAGGGUUACUACAGAAUGUCUUAAAACACAACUUUAGGUGUGAUUCUCCGUCUUAAAAUCUGGCGUCAAGUCCGCGAAAAGGAGAAUUACAGCGACACUGACUUCUUCGAAGUUCCAGAAGACUUUGACUUCACCACUCGGGUAAGUAUUCAUACAUAUUACGAACUUAUUCAUUUUUGAAAUUUUGGAUGACCAAAUUUCUAUUUGGGCAAGUCCCCAAAUAAAUUAGUUUGGGCCAAAAAAUCUUAGUUCACGCUUUGCAAUUACAGUUUUUUUGUGUUUUGUUAAAACUUAUGUCUUAUUUUCAGGUGACAAGCCACAUUGAACGUGUCGAGUUGACCGAGCACACCGAACGAACCAAACUCACCAACAACGAAUUCACCAACUAA